Molecule: messenger RNA, 500 nt
Organism: Phytomonas sp. EM1
Lineage: Eukaryota; Euglenozoa; Kinetoplastea; Trypanosomatida; Trypanosomatidae
Source: the annotation of a GenBank genome assembly
AUGUUCUCCUCAAACCAGGAUGGGGACCUAACACAAGUUAACCCUGGUCUGCUGGAGCUGUCCAGGGACCCCAAGGAGUGGCGAGAGCAACGACGACGUGCUAUGAAAGAAAGGAUUUUCGGCCACAAGGAUAGCCAAGGAGGCUAUUCAGGUAGCAGUGAUGUACCGAAUAACGAGCACGCACCACUUGGCAGGAUUGAAUCGACCACUCCGUCCCUUCCCACUUCCCAGACUCCGUGCGGACCAGGCAGUGAUGGUGAUCGCGCACAGCAAGAGGCUUUUAUUCUACAGCAGAUCUUAUGUCGCAAGAGGCAACGUGAGGAGCGAGGGAAGGGUUCGCCUGCGGUGGAGCCUACCCACGAUGCGUUCAACAAGGCAUCCAGCGCUCCCUGUGAGCUCUCCAUUAAGGAUAAGUUACUCCAAAAGUACAAGACGACAUAGUCUUAGCAUCAUGGUUUCACACGAAAAGACGUGUGCCUUGAGAAAUAGAAGCGACGAAA